Messenger RNA from Equus quagga, 1506 nucleotides. RefSeq names its product eukaryotic translation initiation factor 4A3 (gene EIF4A3). Gene Ontology annotation, molecular function: ATP binding; mRNA binding; RNA helicase activity. The transcript is spliced from 12 exons. Gene Ontology annotation, cellular component: catalytic step 2 spliceosome; nucleolus. Bases 61 to 1296 code for a protein of 411 amino acids. The record is from RefSeq and is a predicted model, not a curated record. Lineage: Eukaryota; Metazoa; Chordata; Mammalia; Perissodactyla; Equidae.
CGCGGUCCUGCUUCCGGUUUCCGCUGCGGCGCGCGGUCAGCUCUCAGGCGCCUCGGGAUCAUGGCGGCCACCGCCACGAUGGCGACGUCGGGCUCGGCGCGGAAGCGGCUGCUUAAAGAGGAAGACAUGACCAAAGUGGAGUUCGAGACCAGCGAGGAGGUGGACGUGACCCCCACGUUCGACACCAUGGGCCUGCGGGAGGACCUGCUGCGCGGCAUCUACGCCUACGGUUUUGAGAAACCCUCAGCAAUCCAGCAGCGAGCUAUCAAGCAGAUAAUUAAAGGGAGAGACGUCAUCGCACAAUCUCAGUCUGGUACAGGCAAAACAGCCACCUUCAGUAUCUCUGUCCUCCAGUGUUUGGAUAUUCAGGUUCGUGAAACCCAAGCUUUGAUCUUGGCUCCAACGAGAGAGUUAGCUGUACAGAUCCAGAAGGGUUUGCUUGCUCUGGGUGACUACAUGAACGUCCAGUGCCAUGCCUGUAUCGGAGGCACCAACGUGGGGGAGGACAUCAGGAAACUGGACUACGGACAGCAUGUUGUCGCUGGCACACCUGGGCGUGUCUUUGAUAUGAUUCGGCGCAGAAGUUUGAGGACACGAGCUAUCAAGAUGUUGGUUUUGGAUGAGGCUGAUGAAAUGUUGAAUAAAGGUUUCAAAGAGCAGAUUUACGAUGUGUACAGGUACCUGCCCCCAGCCACACAGGUGGUGCUCAUCAGCGCCACGCUGCCUCAUGAGAUUCUGGAGAUGACCAACAAGUUCAUGACGGACCCCAUCCGCAUCCUGGUAAAACGUGAUGAAUUGACCCUAGAAGGCAUCAAGCAGUUUUUUGUGGCGGUGGAAAGAGAAGAGUGGAAAUUUGACACUUUGUGUGAUCUCUACGACACGCUCACCAUUACUCAAGCGGUCAUCUUCUGUAACACCAAGAGGAAGGUUGACUGGCUGACGGAGAAAAUGAGGGAAGCCAACUUCACCGUGUCGUCCAUGCACGGGGACAUGCCUCAGAAGGAGCGAGAGUCCAUCAUGAAGGAGUUCCGGUCCGGCGCCAGUCGAGUGCUCAUUUCUACAGACGUCUGGGCCAGGGGGUUGGACGUCCCUCAGGUGUCCCUCAUCAUCAACUACGACCUGCCCAACAACAGAGAGUUGUAUAUACACAGAAUCGGGCGAUCAGGUCGAUAUGGCCGAAAGGGUGUGGCCAUUAAUUUUGUGAAGAAUGACGACAUCCGCAUCCUGCGAGACAUUGAGCAGUACUAUUCCACUCAGAUCGACGAGAUGCCGAUGAACGUUGCUGAUCUGAUCUGAAGAGUCUGCUCUGCUGGAGAUGGUUGGGAAACGUCUGCCUGUGUUGGACUCCCGUUUGGAACUGUUGAGGAGCAGUUCCUGUUUCAUGGGGUGCGUGUGAACUCUGUCACAGCUCCACAAGACGUGCACUGUGGAUUCUGCUUCCUUUUCUUACCUGUAUGUAAAUAUUGCACGGCUUUACAUCUUUUUCAUUAAACAUUUAGAAGUUUU